CGUCGCCCUCACCUCUCCGUUGUCGCACUUCGCCGCCAUUCCCUCUGUUCCUUCGUCUUCCACUUUGACCCUCUCUCUUCUUCUCUCAAUUCAAGUCUCACCAUCCCCUUUCACUCACCUUCUCCUACCCCCAACUUGUUGGCUUCCCAUCAUGAUCAUGGCGGAAUCAUAAGAAUCACCAGUACCAGGAGGCGAUAGAGUUGGAAAUACAGAGGGGAAGCUCCGGCGAUGCCCGAUGUGGAGAAAGUUCUUGAAUUUCUGAGCAGGAGUGGGUUGAAAGAGGUCGAAUUGGCUCUCAAGGAGGAUAUCAUCAAGAAGAAUGAAUUAGGAUCUGUCUAUUUUGAGAAAUUCUUGUUCGAGCUGCCUCCGGUGAGGAUUUCGUGGGCCAAUUUUCUGCAAUUGGAGGUUGGGGAAGAAGCUACCGCCGGCGGGGAUUCUUUUGGAGAUACAUCGAAUUCUUAGAUAGUUGGCUCCGACGAUGAGAUCGGGAAAACCAAAAAUUCAACCUCGCCCAAACCCCACUUCGCACUCGCCCAUAAAACCAAAAAUUUCCAUUUUUCCCAGAUCGGGAAACCCAUUUGUUGUGAUAACGCACCGGUGUCCUGAAAAAAGAGUUCGCCAAAGGCACCAGCAACGGAGAUGGCUCCCCAAGAGAAACCAUUUGUCCGAGUUAAAGCUAUACGAGUCGCGGAACUCGGUGAAUAAUCUUAAGAUCGACCCGUUUUCCACGAACUUUGCACCAUUUGUUCUUUCUUUGGUCGAUUUUCACAGAUCUGAAAAAUCCGCUUCCAGACCACAUCGCCUGCCAUCGUCUACACCUCUCACUAGUCAAAGACCGCAGGCGAGGAAGAAAACAACAAGGAAGUCACUGCUGAAGAACCCAAACAGAGGAAUCCAUCGCCGGAUCUGAAGUCGGCUCGGUCAUAACCUACCAUCGGGAAACCUGCGACCAGCAUUCUCAUCUUCCCGGCGACGGCCACGAAAGCUCUGGCGCUACUCAUCUUUGUAGUUAGCGUCGGAGGAGGAAGAGUUGAAGAGGGAGCAAGAGGCGGCCAAGAUUUCCUGUUGGGGGCGAGGUGGGCGGUGGAAGGGGAAGGUUAGGCAAGGUUUUUUUUGCCUUAGUUUUAAUUAAAAAUUGUGAGUAGUAAAGUAUAAAAGAUUAAAAUUUAUUUUUAAUUUCCAUGUCAUCAUUUUAACGGUCAGACAUAACUGUUGACCGCCAUCUAGGACAUAUUUAACGGUGAGUGACCAAAUAUAACAUAAAUGUGUAGUAUCGGUGCUAAGUUGAAUGGUUUUUGAUUCGGGUGGCUAAAGUGUUAUAAAUGAAUAAUAUGGGUGACCAAAUUUGCAAUUCACCCGUUUUUCUGUCUUAGAGGCUGGUUUGUAGAAUAUUUUUAUUAGACAGGUUAUGUUCUCCACCAUUUGGUUGGCCAAAUCCUAGCUAGCAAGGUUUUUGCUAGAAACCCUUUCUUAUGAAUAAUAACCCACCGAUUCAUUAAAAAAAAGUUGAAACUAAAUGUCUGUGUUAAAGUGCCAGCGCAAUGGUAUGCUUUUUCAAGUAAAUUCAUGAGUCAUGACUAGGUGUUUACUUCGCUAAUGUGCCAGUUCUCUCUGCAUUGUAUUGACAGUGUGUUCACAAUCCAUGGAUCUGAUGACACAGUUGUCCCUGCUGGAGAUGACUUCGCAAAGGUCAUAUUAAACCAGAAGCUACACAUCAUCCAAGGUGUUGAUCAUGAUUCUCAUCAAACCUCCUCACACGUAGUUUUGGAGUUCAUAAAAUCUAGACUGUAUUAGCCGAAUACAAGCUCUUCUACUGCCUAGAAAACCUUCUGGAUUUGCAGGGUGCAGAUAUAGUUAUUCUCAUUAACAUUAUAACAAUAGCUUCCAAUUGAUAUCAGAUUAAUCCUUGUUCAAAAAAAUGCUUGAACUUCUGACGAUGUAUUAGUCAUUGUCGAGACUUUCCAGUGGUAAGAAGUUUUUAUGAGUUCUGCUAAUUUAAUAUUCACAACGGAGACUAACCAGUGGUAUAAGAAGUGUUAUGAAGUUUUAUUCGCGUUGAUCUCUAUAUUUUCGUGUUGCUUUUUGGCAUAUAAUUCGUCUUUUAAAUUCGGGCUGUUUAAUUCUUAUCCACAAAUAUUUAUGAGAUUUAAAUCAUCAGUUUGGUGUUGUCUUCAUAUCUUUAUUUGUAAAAAUUUAGAACUUACUGUAUUUGCUGCAACCGAGCUUUUAAAAUAAGUGGAAAAUUGGUGAAGCUCUAAUUCAUACACAAUAUAUAUGCGUGUACUUUUCCCGUGUUAGAGUUGCUAACUUAAUAAUUAAAGUAAUAGAGUUUAAAAUGUGAAAUCCUGGACAAGAAGGUUUUCAACAUGUCCAAAAAUUCAAUGUCCGUCUCCAUUACCGUUUCUUUAUCAUCUAGGAAAAGGCCAAGGUUGUCAAACUAGUUUAUAUCAGUGUGCCGGUUUUGUAGGUGGAAUGGUCUGACCGUGGUAUAACCAGUAUUCAUGCCGGUUGUGCCGGUUUUAAUAAAACACAUGAGGAAAAUGGAAAUCCUCAAUUCCAAAUAAAUUAGUCAUGAAAAAAGCAAUCAAAAGAAUUAUUUCACGCAAAAUAAUUUAUAGCUAAUAAUUGGUAACUAAUACUAAACAAUUAGAUGCUUAAAAAUAAAAUUUUAUUAAUGUUUAUAAUGAUUUGUGUAACAUUUAGUAUUAGAUAUAUAACAUAUAAGGUUAAUAUAGACAACAAAAUUGCUUGUAGCCUACUGUGUAUAUGUUAAACUAAAAUGAACAUGAGGUACUUGGUUCAAAUCCUAUGGAGGAUGUUUGUUUUUGGAUAUAAUGUGUGUAACAUUAAAUUCCGGUUUCAGGUCUAACCGGCCGGAAUUUCCGGAUUUGACCGAAUCUCACCGGCAUUGACUGGAUUUGACCACAGUUAAUUAUCGGGCCCUUUCCAGCCGGUUUGCUGACCGGUACCGGUUGAACCGGCCGGCAUGAAAUCGGUUUGACAACCAUGGAAAAGACCUUGCUAUUUUCUUUUAAUUUAAGGAGAGAGUUGAUUUUUACUAAUAAAGAAAGAUGUCAAUAUAUUUGCCAUUGGUAUUUGGUAAUGUCAUCAAAAUCAAAACCUAUUUAUAUAGUCGAAACAAUAUCUAUUUAAAUAUAUUAAUAAGUCAGAUUCAUUAGUGCGUGAACAAAUAUUCUUUAAAUACAAAAUGAUGUAUUACUACUAAAUCAAAACCAAAAUAAAACAUACUAUUGCUCUUUCUUUAAAACAGACCAACUCGUCGGGCUCGAAACUAGCUAUGACAGCCAACCAGUAUCACCGCUCUCUCAAAUUCAUUCUCGGCUCAUUUUUGUACCUAGACUCCAACAGAUCUCUCAGCCCUGACAACUGAUUUUUGUCCCUCAUCGGUUCGAUAGAUUUUCUUACCCGCACAAUAUUCAUAUUUCAUGUAUAAUCAAAAUAAUUGUUAUAGUGUCUGCUUCUAUUUAUCCUCUCUUGUCGUCCCUGCAGCUAUCUUUUUACAUCGUUGUUGAAACAAAAUAAGUGUUAAUCUUUCCCACCAACUCGCGAUUCAACCAUCGUUGAGGUUGGGAAUCUAUGAGGAACUAUACUAUUUACUGGAGCGGAGUUUCGCAACGGUCUAUAGUUUCCGCCAAGGUAUGUUUUUUCUCCAAUGAGUCUUACAUAGCUCCCUCUGUUUUUUAUUACUUCGUGGCUAGUUAUAGAAAUCAAGCUGAAAAGAAUUAGCCAGUUCAAUAGUGAUGUACUGAUAUUGGGGUUUUAUACUUAUGUUUGCAAAGUUGCGUGAAUCACUUUUGGGAAAUUUUUGGUCGUUUUCUAUGCAUUUCAACGUAACUUCAAAAUUGUUAUUAUAGAUGAGUUUUGUUUCGUCAUCAUAAAAAAUUUACGUAAUACUUAACAUAAAAAUUUGAGCUUUGAGUUGAUUGAGAAGUUAGACAAAUUUUGCGGGUGUUGAAUUUGAUUCAAAUGUAUAACUGAAAUAUGAUCCAAAAGUCCUUUAGGGGACAUCUGAUAAAAUUGAAAUAUAUGGUCCAAACGAUGUUCAUUUUUGUUUUUGAAUAUCAAAUUGGUUUUAUUUCUUUCUGAAGUCACAAAUCUUUUUUCAUAAAAUUCAAUUUCUACGAAAAUCGACUGUAUAUUUUUUUUAUUGGAACCUGACUUCAUUAAUUAAUUAUAAAACUUACAAUAGUCAUCAGGUUUACUUGGAAUCUAAUUUCAGACCCUCAACUUCAAUUGAAGGAGGUCUUUCGGCCCAAAAACAUUAUUGGCCCCAAUUUGUUUUAAUAUGGGCAAAAACAUGGCAACGUGAUUUGAUUUUCUUGUUGCAUAAAACCACCUUACAGAAUUAUUUCCCGUCCAUCUAUCCGCCUCAUCCUUCAUCAACCAUGCUCUUACACAAUAGCUUCCAAUUUCUGUCCUAUCUCCCACCACUUCAUUCAUCAACCUGAUAAGAUUCUCACAAUCGCUCUCAAUAAUCAGAGGUAGAAACCCUCACUCCAACGCCUCUUUUAUUAUUGAAACCAUCGAUCUGGCCUCCGCCUCUUCUGGUUGACACGCCCCUCUUUCCCGAUGAGCCCUACCCAUUGCAAUCCCUAAUAACUCCUCCAAUUCCAAUUUCUUUACCAUCCACAAUUCAAACAUCUACAUUAAGCUUAAAGACCCCCUUAUCUGGACGAACCCAUCUCUUUGGGAUUUGUAGCCUUGCAUGCGUUUGAAUUGAUUUUUGCCCCUGAAUUUCGAGGUAAUCCUGGAUCCAGCUUAUAGCCUUCGGUAUUAUAUCUUCUUCCUCUAUUUUCUUUCUAAUAAACUUAUGCAUAUUUUUUUCAUUCAAAAGAGACCAGAUUAUAGCAGCAAACCUUUGUAUUGUUUCCUCUGGGAAUUUCUCAAAAAUAGAGCAUAACCAUUUUGGGCAUUCAAGAUUAUCACCAACCUCGAAACACUCCUUCUCCAGACUCAACUUCCACAAUUUGCUCGUCCAACCACAAUCCCGGAGCGCAUGUUCAGGAGUCUCGAUUAAGCCACUGAAUGGACACUCCGGACCAGCUUUCGUUGAUUUUUCGACCAGCCAACUCCCUGUAGGUACUGCUCUCAUACUCAUUCUCCAUAGGAACGUCUUCACCUUCAUAGGCAUCUUGGUUUUCCAUAGUUUAGACCAGUUUUGUGCCCGAGCAUGAGUGAAAUUUGUGUCUCUUUUCUUAAUCGGGUGAUACAACUCUCUGUAUCUUCUAUACCCCGAUUUAAUUGUAUACUUUCCACCCUUGUCAUGAAUCCAUACUCUCCUGUCUUGAGUAGCUGAAUCUAUAAUGAGAAUUGCUCUAAUUUAAUCACAAUCCUCUUCUGAAAAUAGUGUGCUUAACAGAUCCCCGUCCCAAGUAUUUGUCUCCCAAUUUAUGAGUGAAGAUACCUUGAGAGAUCAUUCACUUCCAACCGGAUAUUGAUCCAGGCAGUAGCUGGGUUUUCUAGGGAUCCAUCUGUCUUGCCAAGCUCUGGUUUGAUCUCCAUUACCCACCCUCCAUCGUAGGCCAUCUUCCAAGAGAUCCUUAGCUCCCAUUAAGCUCCUCCGCACAUAACUCGCAUCAUGCCCAAUUGUAGUUUGCAAAAUAUCAGUCGAAGGAUGAUACUAGCUUUAAUGACUCUAGCCACCAAAGCUUCAGUUUUAUUCAUAAGGUUCCACACUCGUUUUGCAACCAUUGCCAUAUUGAAACCUUUCAAAUCUAUAAAUCCAAGUCCUCCCUCACCCUUAGUGUCACAUAAUCGAUUCAAAUUAACCCAAUGGAUCUUUGAUUCCUUUGCUUUUUGUUCCCACCAGAAACUGGAAAGGAGUCCCUCGAUUACAUCCAAAAUGCCAUCUGGGAUUUUGAAAACCAUCAUAGGAUAUAGAACUUGCGCUUGUGCAACAAGUGUUUUAUUUAAUCCAAACUCCAAACAAAUACUUAAAAUAUUUGAGAUGUUUGUCAAUAUGGUAGCUUGGACAAUCCUUUUACGUCAUUUUCAACUCUUAGAAAUAACAAAUAUUCUUCGUGAAACUUAUUUUUUAAUUAUAAUCUUUUUAGAUUGUUGUUGACCACAAAGGAAUUUUAUAGGAUUUGGCAAAAAAACUCGAAAACAGUAUACUAUGUUCGAACUUUGUGAUAUUCUACGCAAUAAAAAAUAGUAUUCGUGAUAAGUUCGAAAACACAAAUAUUCUUCGUGAUAUUAUUUUUUUAUUAUAAUUUUUUUAGAUUGUUGUUGACCACAAAGGUUCUUUUAUAGGAGUUGACCAAAAAGUUCGAACACAGUAUAAGGUGUUCAAAUUUUGUAAUAUUCUUCGUGAUAAGUUGGAACGCUUAAAUAUCCUUUCAUUUUAACGGUAGGCUAAUCCCUUCGAGUUUCUAAUGUGGUUUUCAGUCCAUAUUGUCUUAGUUUUGUUCGUAUAACAGAAAAUCAAGUUAUUUAUGACAA
Molecule: messenger RNA, 6462 nt
Organism: Linum trigynum
Lineage: Eukaryota; Viridiplantae; Streptophyta; Magnoliopsida; Malpighiales; Linaceae
Source: the annotation of a GenBank genome assembly